AUUUAGUCGUUAUGUCUAUAAAUCAUUGUGUAGCAGAAAAUUAAAUGAUGUAUAGUAAUUGAAAGCUAUCUGGAUGUUAAAAAAUUGAGCUCAUAUGUCAACAAUUUCUCAUGUCAGAACUCAGAAGAAAUGGAUAGAAAUUCUCAAAUAUGGUUUUAGAUUGGUAAACAAAUAAGCAGACGACAGGUUCAGUGGGAAAUUCAACCGUGUUGUAGUUCUUGACUCUCGAGGUCGAGAUAUAAAAUGUGUGGAAUUCUCCUGUGUGUUGCAAGUGAAGUUGCGGACGAUAAGAAUAUUCAGCAACAGGUGGUGAACAACGGUGAUAGAGAUGCCCUUAAACGCCGAGGUCCAGAUGCCAGUAGUGAAAUUGAGAUAUACUUCCCAACGGCUUGGAAAGCAAUAUUUUCCGGGUAUACCUUAUGGUUACAAGGCAAUGCUCCUGAUGUACAACCUUUAAUUGAUUCAAGUGGCAAUAUCCUUCUGUGGAAUGGUGAUGUAUUCUAUACCAAGAUUGGAGGUGAAUUUAUCCCAAAAGGACUUUCAGAUAGUGCAUUUCUGCUACAAAAACUAGAAGAUGUUGAAACAGUGGAAGAAAUUUGCAAUAUUUUGGAGGUUAUAAAUGGUCCUUGGUCUAUGGUUUAUUAUAAAAAGAAUCUUAAUCAAAUAAUCACAGGAAGAGACAGGUUUGGACGUCAUAGUUUACUUUGGAACUGCCCUGCUAGAGAUGGGGAAAUCUUAAGCUCUCUGUUGAUCACAUCAUCAUCUUCCCUGGAAUCUGCACAUAACUCAACAUUGUUUGAAAUACCAGCAUCUCAUUUGUUCCAGAUUAGCUUUGGAAAUACGAUUCAAGUUAAAAAAAUCCAUUCAAGGAAGCCAUAUGCUGUAAACAACAAACCCAUAUCUGAGCACACAUUUUUUGAUUGGGUUACUCAUUCCUUGGAAAACAAAUCAUCUGACCACAUAAUAAGUGAAUACUUGAACAUUUGUCAAAAGGAGGUUGAAGGAUUGAAAGUCAUUCUGCUAGCUUCUAUAAAAUCACGAAUCGAAUGCCAGCCUAUGCUUUGUAAAACGUGCGUGCCUCUGCAUCUAAGUGGAGAAAACGUUCAAUGCACUCAUUCCAAAGUAGCCAUUCUAUUCUCCGGUGGCUUAGACUCUAGUGUCCUUGCUGCACUCACCGAUCGUGUUUGGCCAAAAAAUGAAUCUAUUGAUUUGUUAAAUGUGGCCUUUCCAUUACGCAACAAAAAAAAUCCUUCUGCCAACGAAUUCGAUGUGCCUGACCGUUUAACCGGCCUGCAAGCGCUAGAAGAGCUACGAAGACUGAACCCAUCACGGAAAUGGAAUUUUUGCGAAAUAAAUGUGCAAUUAGACGAAUUAUUGGAAAUGAGAAAGUCCAAAAUCGCGGCGCUGAUCCAUCCAGCAUCAACGGUUCUCGAUGACAGUAUUGGCUGUGCGCAAUGGUUCGCUGCUCGAGGACAAGGUAUCCUGACCGGUUGCCCAAACAGAGAAAAAUAUGUUUCUUCAGCAAGGGUCGUAUUAAUGGGUGCUGGAGCUGAUGAACAAAUGGCUGGCUAUGCUCGACAUCGCCAAAGAUUCGCGAAUGGAGGCUGGCCAUCACUCAUUACCGAGGUAGAAAUGGAGAUGAACCGGAUAUCAGAGAGAAAUCUGGGACGCGAUAACCGCAUAUUAGCCGAUCACGGUAGAGCUCCAAGAUUGCCGUAUCUAGAUGAAAUGGUUGUUGAAUACCUAGCCCUAUUGCCAAUCUGGACGAAAGUCGAUCUGAGAUUGCCGAUCGGAUUAGGCGAUAAAAUAAUCCUCCGAGCUCUUGCCUAUCAGUUGGGAUUGCCAAGAACUGCCAUUGAACCCAAAAGAGCUAUUCAGUUUGGAUCAAGGAUUGCAAAAACUGAAGCUAGAAAAGAAAAAGGCUCCCAUGUAUGUGAUAGGUUAACAAAAUCUCUGGAAUUGGGCCAGUAAAAAAUACCCUUACUACUUCAUCAAUACAGCCAUAUUAUAUAAAUA
This is a messenger RNA of Daphnia magna, 2016 nucleotides long. Its product is annotated as asparagine synthetase domain-containing protein 1. The record is from RefSeq and is a predicted model, not a curated record. NCBI's taxonomy places the organism in Eukaryota, Metazoa, Arthropoda, Branchiopoda, Diplostraca, Daphniidae. Gene Ontology annotation, molecular function: asparagine synthase (glutamine-hydrolyzing) activity.